AUGGAGUGUAAUAACACUCUUUUACAGAGCUGUGUCCCUGAGGUUUUGAAUGCAACAAGUCCAACUGUGAAUUCAGGCAAGACAAAUCUUCCUAUCAUUGUAAGGAUAUUACUAGCAAUAGUUAUGAUGUCAAUGAUUGCAGUUGGUUUCCUUGGUAAUGCAAUUGUGUGUUUAAUUGUGUAUCAGAAGCCUGCAAUGCGCUCAGCAAUCAACCUGCUCUUAGCAACCCUUGCAUUUUCUGACAUCAUGCUGUCUUUGAUAUGCAUGCCUUUUACCACGGUCACCAUCAUAACAGUUGAGUGGAUCUUUGGAAGUUAUUUUUGCCGGAUAUCUGCUAUGCUUUACUGGUUCUUUGUCCUAGAAGGUGUGGCAAUACUUCUGAUAAUCAGUGUUGAUCGCUAUUUAAUCAUUGUGCAGCGGCAAGACAAACUGAAUCCUCAUCGUGCCAAAAUAAUGAUUAUCAUUUCAUGGGCUGUUUCCUUCUGUAUUUCAUUUCCAUCAGUGAUUGGCUGGACUGUGGUGGAAGUGCCUACACGGGCACCCCAGUGCGUUCUGGGGUACACAGAGACUGAAGCUAACCGCAUUUAUGCAGUGCUCUUGCUGGUGACUAUUUUUUUUGUUCCUUUUGGUGUGAUGCUAUACUCUUACCUCUGCAUUCUGAACACAGUGCGAAGGAAUGCUGUGCGGAUCCACAACCAUGCGGACAGCCUUUGCUUGAGCCAAGUGGGCUUGCAGCGCCCUCAUCAAAUAAAUGUUGAUAUGAGUUUUAAAACCCGAGCCUUCACAACUAUUUUAAUCCUCUUCAUUGGCUUUUCCAUUUGCUGGUUGCCAUACACAGUGUAUAGUCUACUCUCCGUUUUCAGCAAGAACUUUUAUCACAGUCAGUCCUUCUAUACUGUUAGCAUCUGGGUUUUGUGGCUCACUUACCUGAAAUCAGUUUUCAAUCCCAUCAUCUACUGCUGGCGUAUUAAGAAAUUUCGUGAGUCCUGUAUGGAAUUCAUGCCAAAAACAUUAAAAAUUCUACCAAAGCUGCCUGGCAGGACGAGACGGAGAAUCCGGCCCAGCACAAUUUAUGUUUGUAGUGAGCAACAGUCAGCUGUAUAA
Molecule: messenger RNA, 1104 nt
Organism: Carcharodon carcharias (great white shark)
Lineage: Eukaryota; Metazoa; Chordata; Chondrichthyes; Lamniformes; Lamnidae
Gene: gpr45
Product: G protein-coupled receptor 45
Exons: 1
Coding region: 1-1104 (367 amino acids)
Biological process (GO): G protein-coupled receptor signaling pathway
Cellular component (GO): membrane
Molecular function (GO): G protein-coupled receptor activity
Source: RefSeq, a predicted model, not a curated record